AUGAAGGCGGCGGCAUCGGUGGUGACGGCGGCGGCUUCUCCUGCGAUGGAGCCGGGCCCCUCUGUGUCCCCGGGGCCUUCGCGCUCCUUCAAGGAGGAGCUGUUGUGUGCUGUGUGCUACGACCCGUUCCGCGACGCAGUGACUCUGCGCUGUGGCCACAACUUCUGCCGCCGGUGCGUGAGCGGCUGCUGGGAGGUGCAGACGACGCCCUCGUGCCCGGUGUGCAAGGAACGAGCGGCUCCCGGGGAACUGCGCACCAACCACACGCUCAACAACCUGGUGGAGACCUUGCUGCGCGAGGAGGCCGAGGGCGCGCGCUGGACCGGUCGCCGGUCCCCGCGCCCCUGCCGCGCGCACCGUGCCCCGCUCACGCUCUUCUGCCUGGAGGACAAGGAGCUGCUGUGCUGUGCCUGCCAGGCCGACGCCCGGCACCAGGAGCAUCGUGUACAGCCCAUCAAGGACACUGCGCAGGACUUCCGGGCCAAGUGUAAGAACAUGGAGCAUGUACUGCGAGAGAAAGCCAAGGCCUUCUGGGCCCUGAGGCGCACCUAUGAGGCCAUUGCCAAGCACAAUGAGGUGCAGACAACUUGGCUGGAAGGCCGCAUCCGGGAUGAGUUUGACAAACUCCGAGAUUUCCUGAGGGUGGAGGAACAAGCCACCUUGGAUGCCAUGAAGGAAGAGAGCAGAAAGAAGCACCUGCAGGCUGAAGAGAAGAUGAAACAGCUGGCAGAGCAGACCGAGGCACUGGCUCGUGAGAUUGAGCGUCUGCAGAUGGAGAUGAAGGAAGACGACAUGACCUUCCUCAUGAAACACAAGAGCCGAAAACGCCGGCUCUUCUGCACCGUGGAGCCAGCUCCUCUCCAGCCUGGCUUGCUAAUGGAUGCAUGCAAGUAUCUGGAGUCCCUGCAGUACCGAGUCUGGAAGAAGAUGCUUGGGUCCGUUGAAUCUGUGCCCUUCAGCUUGGAUCCCAACACAGCUGCUGGCUGGCUCAAAGUGGCUGAUGACCUCACAAGUGUCAUCAACCAUGGCUACCGUGUGCAGGUGGAGAAUCCAGAGCGCUUCUCCUCAGCACCCUGCCUGCUGGGCUCUCAAGUUUUCUCAAAGGGCUCCCACUCUUGGGAGGUGGAUGUGGGUGGCCUGCCGAGCUGGCGAGUGGGCGUGGUGCGGGUGCAGGCACAUGCACAGGCACAGGCUCAGGCUGAUGUAGGUGGUGAAGGCCACUCACACAGCUGCUACCACGAUACACGCUCAGGCUUCUGGUACCUAUGCCGCACACAGGGUGUGGAUGGAGACCACUGCAUGACUUCCGACACAGCCACAGCCCCUCUGGUCCAGGCCAUGCCACGCCGUCUGCGUGUGGAGCUGGAGUGUGAGGAGGGGGAGCUGUCCUUCUAUGACUCUGAGCGCCACUGCCAUCUGUACACCUUCCAUGCCCACUUUGGGGAGGUGAGGCCCUACUUCUACCUGGGGGCCUCUCGGGGUGACGGUCCCCCAGAACCUCUGCGAAUCUGCCACCUGCGUGUCUCCAUCAAAGAAGAGCUGGACAUCUGAGCUGUGGGAAUUGGUACCCACCACUGACACUCAUGCAGCAUCCUGUAUCCUGUCUUAUCUUUUCUGUAGCUCUAAGUCCUCCUAUGCCUCUGUCUUUAUUUUUAGCCCUUUUUCUGCCCAAAGUUUAGAGCCACCCAGGAGGUGAUUGGCUAUGCUCUGUCUAGAGUCAUGCUACCUUCAGGAUAUGGGUGUUCUGAUUUCCUUUGUCCUUGGAUUGCUGAUACACUGUUUUCUUGUAAGAUGGCAUUAUAAUGUAGGUGUGAUUAUUUUUAGAGAUGAUGAAGCUAGCCUAUCAGGAGAUGCCUCUUGUUGAGUUUGUCAUUUAUGUUUCCCAGGAAGAGGUCCUUGUGAGGCCACACAGGGAAACCCUAGGAUUAGUUGAGACAAGAGUGGGCAAAGCCUUCAUCUAGGCUCUCCCACCCUACUACUAGGGUAGUUACACCUGGCCAACUGAGCAAGCAUGGCUUUGACAUCUGGUCAGAAGCUCAGGAGUUUCCCUGUUGGACCCUAGGAUUGUCUUUGACUUUCUCUGUGGGAACUCUGUAGGGUCUGAGAUACUCUGGAAUACAGCUCGGAGUUAGUGGGUGUCACAGGAAAGGCAGCUCUAGGGCUUUUGGCAGUGGCUAAGGAUUGACCAGCUUCAAGUCUGGUAGAGGCCAAAGCACCAGAAUGCAGUGAGUGAAAAGACAGCUGGUGCUGGGCUGGGGGAGGAGCCCCGCUCUGCUGCCAUUUUGAGGCUAACUUCCUGUUAGCACGAAAUCAACACUGAUUGGUCAACUCAUGCUUUGAGGAUUUCCUCUGGAAUCACCCAGUUUUCUGGAACACUUUUUAAAACAUUAACUUUUUGCCCUUUUUCUGUCUUGUGGCCUGUGUUUCCACAUCUGUGAAUUAACAGUAGUCCUUAGAAGUCACUGGAGGGAGGUAUGAAAAGGGGCCACAAGGGAUGCUGCUUCAGUCAGGAGCUGUUGGACUGGGAGGCCAGUCCUGUCCUCGAUGCCCUUGUCUUCAUUGGCUUCUGCCUGCUUGUUCUUGCUCUGCUUUCUGCAGAUGUCAGCCCUUUUCCUUUGUGUGAUCCUCCACCCUUUCUUUCUCAGUCAUGCCUAUAGAUGGAGUCUAAUUGCCAACUAACCAAAUCCCAAGUGGUGUCGUAAGGAGAAAUACCAUCUCAGGGGGACACUGUCAUGGUCAGGGACACAUCCCUGACCUAGCAUCCCAAUUUCAGCCUGCACCCCUCAUUACAUAAGACUUUUAACCAUGCCGCUUACCCACUAAUUGGCUCUAAAUGGGUCAUGUGUAUUGAUUAUUUAACAAUUGGGGACACAGAAGAAACCCUGGUGCAGGCCAGGCUGGGAGCAGGGACAUUGUUGGCAAACUAGCUUAUGAGUCAGAUGCUUGGGCACCAUGGGUGUAAAAAGGUACGCCUGGUAUGAUGUUUGUGUUCAGUUUCUCUAUAAGAAACUUUUUCUGAAAUUGUUCUUAUAAUAAUUUUUAUAACAUUUAUUUUUAAAUUUUCAUCUUAAUUCUUUUUAAAUAGGGUUAUUUCAAUGACCUAGCCUCUUUUAGAAAAAUUUUACUUGCCCCACCACUGAUAUGUUUCUUUCAGAGCUUUUGUAAACACUAGUUCCUGUUGUAACUUACACCUGAUUGAUCCUUCCCAUUGUAAGAUUCCAUCGUGUGCAGUGAAUGUGCUGUGUAACUUGUUAGUUGGUGGACAUUUGGCUUGUUGCAGUGUGUUUAGCUAUUAUGAGUUCUGCUGCUAUGAAAUAUGUGUGCAAGUUUUGUGUGGAUGUAUCUUUUUUGAUUCUCUGUCAUAUACCUGGAGUCUGUUUUCCAGGUCAUAUGAUAAUUAUUUUAAACCCUUUGGGGACUUGCCAAGCUGUUUCUAAGAGAGCCGUCCCAUUUUCUACUCCCACCGGCAGCAGGUGAGGGCUAGUCUGUACCGAGUUCUUGUCAGCACUGUCUGCCCUCUAAACUAGCCAUACUGAGGAAGUUGGAGUAUGUCUCAUUUGGCCUGUAGUUGCCAUCCCUGACGGCUGAUGAGGGAGCGUCUUUUCUCAUAUUUGCUGUGUAUCUGCUUCAGAGACUUCAGAGCGUUUGCCCGUUGGGUUGUCUGACCUUUUAUUAUGAAGUUUUACAAAUUUGUUAUGCAUUCUAGAUAAAAGUUCCUUUGUGUCAUAUGAAUCAAUUAUAAAAAUUUUCCUCCUAA
Grammomys surdaster is the source of this 3757-nucleotide messenger RNA. RefSeq names its product tripartite motif containing 35 (gene Trim35). Gene Ontology annotation, biological process: innate immune response; positive regulation of apoptotic process. The coding region runs from base 1 to 1551 and encodes 516 amino acids. NCBI's taxonomy places the organism in Eukaryota, Metazoa, Chordata, Mammalia, Rodentia, Muridae. The record is from RefSeq and is a predicted model, not a curated record. The transcript has 6 exons. Gene Ontology annotation, molecular function: protein binding; zinc ion binding.